GUACCUAACGUUGAAAGUAAGGUGACGACAAAUCGUAGGUGUCCCCCGUGUACCCGAUGGUCUCGCGGACACGUGAAAAUGCACAUUGCCGAUUGCACCGGACACAUCGCAAGGGAACGGAACAGUCGUCCGUCGAAUAUUGUGGCGCAAGGAGCAUUUUCCGGGAAUCGUCGAUCUCCUUGGACCGUUAUACGCCCUCUUCCUCUUUCGAUUCAUACAUAUAUAUGUGUGUGCUUGUGUAUUGCCGAGCGGGAAUUGCACGUCCGCCCCAGUCUAUCGAUGGCAGAGUGGACGCCGUCGUCUCAGCAUCCGAUAAUCAUAAAAUUUCACUCGCACAUGCGCCACACCGCCCCUGCAGUCAAUAGCGGCGGAAAAUCCCCGUAAUCUCGUUUUCGACCACAGGCGCCACGUCCUGCGUUAGAUAUACGUGCCGCGUAUUCAACGACACAGUGGACAGCCCCGUGGCUAUACGACACCGCAUACCUAAAUAUCAAAGGUCGCGCAGUUUUUUUUUUAUCGUACAACGGUCGGCGACCGCGUCGAACGAGUAAGCGAAGGCGGUGUUCGUUUACCAGACGAUAACGACUUGUAUACCAUUGGUGUCACUCGUAUUCAGCCUUAUCGAUUUGAUGUCUGGGCAUAGUAAAUCUGUCUUUUCUUCAAGAUUUCAGAAACGGUGGAAUCCGUAUUUUGAAAAGCUAUGAUAGGCUUGAAGCUAGAUAAUGAUGAUCUAUCAAAGCUUUUUCCUAAAUGUCGGCCAGCCACAGUACGUUCAACAGAUUUAAAUCUGAAUCCUCUGUGUGAAGUUUCGGAUAAUGAUAUGGAUUUAACUCAAAUAUCUGAACGUCAAAGAACCAGGUGUGAUAAUUUACGUCGGAACAAUGCAAGAAAACAUAGUAUACAUGGAAUUAAAAAAUUUCGAACCAGAAGAAGAAGUGAUAGCGAUGUGAGUCAAGACUCAUCCUUAGAAACUAGUGUAGAAGAUGAAGAGGAGGAAUUUCCUGAGAAUAUGGAUGAAGAUGAAGACGACGAAUCUGAUAUCAAAAACAUUUACUGUGAAUCUGGAGUCAAGUGCAGUACAGAAAAUAGCACAACCAAUCGAACAAGAAAUCCAAAUAAAACGAGUUUGACUUCAAAACAAUCUACCUACAAAUUAAGAGAUUCAAGAAUAAUAGAAAUAGCUGGGGGCCGAGAAGUAUAUAGUCAAAGUCGCAGUAAAGCUGGACGAAAAACACGUCAAUUACCUGUACAUUCUGAUGUAGACUGGGUCAAAUCACCUGGCCGUGUUUGGGAACUUCGUAAUAGAGGUUUAGAUGUUCCUAGCACUGAGACUUCACAGGAAAUAUCAGGAUCUGUAUUUCAAAGUGAAGGGAAAUCAUCCAAACAUCAACGGCAAUUAGAUGAUCCUGUUUUGUUUGAUGACAUCCCUAAUGAUGUAUGGGAUAAAGUUCAACACGAUUCUUCAAUAAGUCAAUAUGGUCUGCAUCAUAAUAAAAAUUCAUGUCAAAAUAUUGAUCCAUGUCAACAUCAUUUAAACUACAAAUCUAAUCAAAAUGGUGACAUAAAUGUGAUGGCCAAUAGUAGUUGUAAUGAAAAAUCAAGCACAGAAAAUACAGAUGGAUUAUUAAGGUCGCAAUGUGACAUUCAGACAAAUGAUUUUAAUGGAUCUCCAAAACAUUUUAGAGAAGAAGAACAUUUGAUGCCAUCUUUGUUAUCGUCUCCUACUCUUUAUGUACCUCGCCCAGGAUUUCCUCAAAGAGUGGUAGAAGAUGAUUCAAGAUCUUCCAGUCCUUCUCCAACUAUGAAUUUUGACUAUUUAUAUGAGUUUUCUGAGACGAGAAAAGUUUUAGAAGAGUUCUUUAAAUCUGGCACUGAAAAUCAAGAUUCUCAACAACUGCAAUUUCAAGAUUUAGAGUAUGAACUAAGAAGAAGAAUACCAGUAUCCGAACAAAACAAUACAUAUUUAAACAUGCUUCUUUCUAAUGAAGACUUGCACAAAAGUUCUCAGCUAUCACCACUUAAGCUUAACUCGUCAAUAGAUGAAUCUCGUUGUUUGGCUGGUAUUCAUCAGAGUUGUGUUGGGCGAUUAAAUCGCAACGUGACUUUAUCUCCUGAAGUAACUGACUGUGAAGACACUGGAAUGGGUAGCGAUGGUGAAUCAUCAUCCAUGGUUGAUGGUCAGCACCUAAUUCCGUUGUGUGGUGUAACUUCUAUUACCAUGCCAGUUUUAGAAGAUGGGUUAUCUAGUGGACAUACUAGUGAUACAGACAACAACAAUCCGACUGUGUUAUUAAUGAAGAGGCAAAUUAGUGAAAUUGAGAGAGAAAUUAUUGAACGAACAAACAGAGUAAUUAAAUGUGAUAGUAGUGAUGCUAGUGGAACUGAUACGCAUGCAACUAGUCAAGAAACGAGCUUACAAUUGCUGGAUUCUUUAGUAAGACCCGAUGAGAGCAGAACCCCUCCCCCACCAGCGCCAUCAACACACCGCACAAUUAAUGAAUCUACCGAUUUAGUGGAGGCUGCUAUUAAUGAAAUAAGAUCCAAUCUCAGACAGAGUCAGUCAUUAAAAGCUGUUACCGUAGAUGAUGACUUAUCACCAGGUUGCAGUCCUAGCAAAGAUAGUACAAAUUCAAAUACAGCCAAAACUGAAGAUAUACCAAUUUGGGUGCCUAGGCACAGAGGGACUGGUUCGGGUCCUAGUGGUGACGAAGAAGAAGCAGAUACAGACUUAGAAACUGAUAGACUUCUGGGACAACAGCGAACUGAUGAUACUGGAUUUUUUGAUGAUAAAACCGACUGGAGGAAGUUGAAAUCACGGUCUUUAUUACCAUUUACUUUGACGUCGCCUUCAAGCAAUACGUCCUCGCAUCCUGCAUCCGUAGAUCCGGCUGCUAGUAAUGAAAAAACAUUCAUCAUACCCCAAACCUUAAAUCCUACAAAAAAGGAAAAAGAUGGUACAAAGAAAAAAGCGCGAAACAAAGAAGGAGUACCUCAGCACCAAACAGUGUUAAUUGAAGGUGUUCUGUUUCGAGCGAGGUAUUUGGGAUCUACGCAACUGGCUUGUGAAGGGCAGCCUACUAAAAGUACCCGAAUGAUGCAAGCAGAAGAAGCUGUGUCAAGAAUAAAGGCACCCGAUGGAGAAACACAACCUAGUACUGAAGUAGAUUUGUUCAUAUCUACUGAAAAAAUAAUGGUUCUAAAUACAGAUUUAAAAGAAAUCAUGAUGGAUCAUGCUCUCCGAACUAUAUCGUAUAUUGCUGAUAUUGGUGAACUAGUUGUAUUAAUGGCACGAAGACGUUGCUUUUUGACGCAUCAAACAUCAGACUCUACUACAGAAACAACUUUAGUUCCAACUGGUGUGAAUGGGGUAGAAAAAACGCCCAACAAUAGAACACCAAAAAUGAUAUGUCAUGUUUUCGAAAGUGAUGAGGCUCAAUUUAUUGCACAGUCUAUUGGUCAAGCAUUUCAAGUGGCCUAUAUGGAGUUUCUAAAAGCAAAUGGCAUUGAAGAUCAUAGUUUUGUUAAAGAAAUGGACUAUCAAGAAGUAUUAAAUUCACAGGAAAUAUUUGGAGAUGAAUUACAAAUGUUUGCAAAAAAAGAACUUCAAAAAGAAGUUGUUGUACCAAAAUCUAAAGGUGAAAUACUUGGUGUAGUAAUUGUUGAAUCUGGUUGGGGUUCUAUGUUACCAACUGUUGUCAUAGCAAAUUUAGCGCCUGCUGGGGCAGCUGCACGUUGUGGACAAUUAAACAUCGGAGAUCAAAUUAUAGCUAUUAAUGGUGUAUCGCUUGUCGGGUUGCCAUUAUCUACAUGUCAAAAUUAUAUUAAGAACUCGAAGCCUCAAACUGUUAUUAAACUGACUGUGGUGCCGUGCGCUCCAGUAGUUGAAGUAAAAAUCAAAAGACCAGACACAAAGUAUCAGCUUGGUUUUAGCGUACAAAAUGGAGUGAUAUGUAGCCUACUUCGAGGUGGAAUUGCAGAGCGCGGUGGUGUUCGAGUUGGUCAUAGAAUUAUUGAGAUAAAUAACCAAAGUGUAGUAGCAGUACCACAUGAAAAAAUUGUUAAUUUGCUCGCUACUUCUGUUGGAGAAAUUUUAAUGAAAACUAUGCCUACAUCAAUGUUUCGAUUAUUGACUGGUCAGGAGUCACCUGUGUUCAUCUAGUCUAGGACAUAAUUUGUCCUAAAUAAAAUAAAACCUUUUAAAUGCCAUUGAAAAUUGUACAAAAAGUUAUGAACUACCCUACCAUUGAACCUGGUACUAGCUCAUAUUCUGUGCAUUUUUUUGGCUUAAUAUAUAAUAUUACCUAGCUAGAUAUGGACUAGUAAAGGGUUUAUUUUUUUGCACAAUAUUACGGGCAUAUCUUCCUUUUUAAUCCCGUUCCCUUUAAUAGUUUUAAUGCGAGUUAUUAUUGAAUUGAAAUUAUGAAAAUCAUUUGUAAAGCUUUAAUUUAUUUUAUAUAUUCUUCACAAGUUGCCUUUGUGAUUUAUAAACUCUCUGUGACCGUUGAAUAGUAAGAGAAACUAUUAUUUGAUGUAAGUAAAAACGUAAGUUAGAAACAUUUAUCAACAAUUUGCCAUAUCAAGAAGAGAAUUAGUAUUAAAAUACAAUAUAAUAAUUGAUUUUCCAAACCCCCAAUUUUUUUUUACUUUAUCAAAUUUUAUUUAGUUUGUUUUUAUUAUUAUUACUAUUUUUUAUUGUUAUUUUAUUUUAAUUUUUUGUGAUAAUUAUUUGGUUAACAAUGUAAAUGCAAUGCAGUUCCAACAAAAUUGCAUAAACGUAUCAGCAUUGUGUCAUUUGAACAACUCAAAUUCAAAUAUCAUAAUGUGUAUAAAUGUCUGUGGACCCAGCAGCUGUGACAAAUUCUUAAUUCCUAUCUAUUCUAGUCAUCAUUGUGAAUGUACAUGUUAAUAUGUAUUUUUAAUUAUUAUAAUAUAAUAAUAUUGUCAUUAGAUUAUUAACUUAUGUAUUAUAACAAAUUACAUGUAUACAUAACUUUUUUUUUAUGCCUUUAUUUAAUUU
Molecule: messenger RNA, 5017 nt
Organism: Adelges cooleyi (spruce gall adelgid)
Lineage: Eukaryota; Metazoa; Arthropoda; Insecta; Hemiptera; Adelgidae
Exons: 24
Coding region: 701-4159 (1152 amino acids)
Biological process (GO): chemical synaptic transmission
Cellular component (GO): plasma membrane; dendritic spine; cytoplasm
Molecular function (GO): protein binding
Source: RefSeq, a predicted model, not a curated record